Molecule: messenger RNA, 2294 nt
Organism: Gekko japonicus
Lineage: Eukaryota; Metazoa; Chordata; Lepidosauria; Squamata; Gekkonidae
Gene: KLHL28
Product: kelch like family member 28
Exons: 4
Coding region: 1-1716 (571 amino acids)
Molecular function (GO): protein binding
Source: RefSeq, a predicted model, not a curated record
AUGGACCAGCCGUCUCCAACCUACAUGAUUGCCAACUUAGCCCCCUUGCACUCGGAACAGCUCCUGCAGGGCCUCAACCUCCUCCGCCAGCACCAUGAGCUCUGCGACAUCAUCCUGCGGGUCGGAGACGUCAAGAUCCACGCCCACAAGGUGGUGCUCGCCAGCAUCAGCCCCUACUUCAAGGCCAUGUUUGGCGGCAACCUUUCCGAGAAGGAGAACUCCGAGGUGGAGUUCCAGUGCAUCGCCGAGGCCGCCCUGCAGGCCAUUGUGGAGUACGCCUACACGGGGACAGUGUUCAUCUCACAGGACACGGUGGAGUCGCUCUUGCCCGCCGCCAACCUUCUCCAGAUCAAGCUGGUGCUGAAGGAAUGUUGCACCUUCCUGGAGAGCCAGCUGGACCCCGGGAACUGCAUUGGGAUCUCUCGCUUUGCAGAGACGUACGGCUGCCACGACCUCUACUUGGCCGCCAACAAAUACAUCUGCCAGAACUUUGAGGAUGUUUGCCAGACGGAGGAGUUCUUUGAGCUGACGCACUCUGAGCUGGACGAAAUUGUCUCCAACGACUGCUUGAACGUGGUCACGGAGGAGUCGGUCUUCUAUGCUCUGGAGUCUUGGAUCAAGUACGACGUGCAGGAGCGCCAGAAGUACCUGGCGCAGCUGCUGCAUUGCGUGCGCCUCCCCCUGCUGAGCGUGAAGUUCCUCACGAGGCUCUACGAGGCCAACCACCUCAUCCGCGACGACCACACCUGUAAGCACCUGUUGAAUGAAGCCCUGAAGUACCAUUUCAUGCCUGAACACAGGCUCUCUUAUCAGACGGUGCUCACGUCACGCCCUCGCUGUCCGCCUAAAGUCCUCUGUGCUGUGGGAGGGAAAGCCGGACUCUUUGCCUGCUUGGAAAGCGUGGAGAUGUACUUUCCCCAGAACGACUCCUGGAUAGGUCUGGCGCCCCUGCGCGUCCCUCGGUACGAGUUUGGAAUUUGCGUCCUCGACCAGAAGAUCUACGUGAUGGGGGGGAUUGCCGCCCCCACGUGUCAAGGCGUCGACUACAACAAACACGAACGGUCUGUGGAAUGCUGGGAUCCCGACACCAACACCUGGGCGCCGCUGGAGAGCAUGAACGAGGGCCGGAGCACCCUGGGGGUGGCGGUUCUGGCACGAGAGAUUUACGCCCUGGGGGGCUACGACGGGCAGUCCUACUUGCAGUCCGUGGAGAAGUACAUCCCGAGGGUGAAGGAGUGGCAGCCCGUCGCGCCCAUGAGCAAAACCAGGAGCUGUUUCUCGGCUGCUGUGUUGGACGGCAUGAUCUACGCCAUCGGCGGCUACGGCCCCGCUCAUAUGAACAGCGUGGAACGAUACGAUCCCAGCAGAGACUCGUGGGAGACGGUCGCUCCGAUGGCUGACAAACGAAUAAACUUUGGUGUCGGGGUCACGCUGGGCUUCAUUUUCGUAGUCGGAGGACACAACGGAGUCUCUCACCUAUCCAGCAUCGAGAGAUACGACCCUCACCAAAACCAGUGGACGGUUUGCCGGCCAAUGAAGGAACCCAGGACAGGAGUCGGCGCUGCCGUCAUUGACACCUACCUGUACGUUGUCGGCGGCCACUCGGGCUCCUCCUAUCUGAACACCGUUCAGAAGUACGACCCCAUCUCAGACGCCUGGCUGGACACGGCCGGCAUGAUGCACUGCCGAUGCAACUUUGGCUUGACCGCGCUUUGAAGAGGCCCCGUUGACAGACGCAACCGGCAGGAAAGAUGCCGGCAACGCAGAGACCGGAAGCCGCCUUCCUGGGAGUUGGGAGGAAGGGUGGAAGGCUUUCUUCAAAUGCAGACCGUUGACCCCUUUCCACACUGAAAAUGGUUCUGGUGGUUAUUGGUUACCAAAAAAAAGCACGGUGGGAAAAAUAAGAGAGAGAAAAUGGGGCGGUGUGUCCGGGGAGAAUCGGGCCACGCGGGGUCACGGAUGCGAGAAGCUCUGGCGUUGCCCGACUGAGCCGUAGACACUCCCUCUCUCAGAGAAUCGGGGCCUCUUCCUCCUUAGGUGACUGACUUAGUUAACCUUGCUGAAUGCGAGGGGGGUCCUUUGAGUCCCUCCCAGAAGCAGACUGUCCUUUUGAAAGGGGGUCUCUGGCUGCGUCUUUGCAUUGAGGGACCUUCCUUGCUUCACGUUUUUUUAACAAACACUUAACUAAAGGGCUGCCUUUUUUUUUUUUCUUCGACUCAAGGUUUGUAAAUGAUCAACGCCAUCGUCCCGUUUGCCGGCACUUCCUUUCUGCCUCCCCCCCUCCCCCCGUCUUU